GCUUCUUCAACAUGCGUUUCACUACCGAGCUGCUGGCCGUUGCGCUGGCCCUCGCAGACAUUACCUCCGCUCAAAACUCGACAUACAAUGCUACUGCUGUUGCUCAAGCUCAAUUGAAGGCUGAGCUGGCAAAUCUUGAGAAGUUCUGGUCAUAUGGAAGAUCUCCUCCUGUGUACCCUAGUCCUCAAGGAGCAGGCACAGGUGAGUGGGCCGCUGCCUACGAAAAAGCCAGAGCUCUUGUAGCUUCCAUGACCGAUUUCGAGAAGAACAACAUCACAUAUGGAUACACCUCCAAGACAAAUGGAUGUGGUGGUAACAGUGGAUCAGCACCUAGAGUUGGCUUCCCUGGUCUUUGUCUGAGCGAUGCUGGAAACGGUCUUCGUGCUACUGAUGGUGUUACUGGCUUCGCUUCUGGUAUUCACGUUGGCGCCACAUGGAACCGCAACCUUGCUUACGAGAGAGCUCACUACAUGGGUGCUGAAUUCAAGGCCAAGGGUGUAAACGUUCUCCUUGGACCUGUUGCUGGACCCCUUGGAAGAGUGGCCGAGGGUGGUCGCAACUGGGAAGGCUUCAGCAAUGACCCCUACCUCGCUGGUAGUCUGACUUUCGAGACUGUGAAGGGCAUGCAAAACAGCGUCGUCGCCUGCAUCAAACACCUUAUCGGCAACGAACAGGAGCUUGACCGCAACCCAGCUGGUAACAACGCUUCGAUGUCUGCCAACAUUGACGACAAGACUAUGCAUGAGAUGUACAUGUGGCCUUUCCAAGACGCUGUACAUGCAGGUGUCGGAGCCGCCAUGUGCUCUUACCAAAGGGUCAACAAUUCUUACGGCUGCCAGAACUCCAAGGUCAUGAACGGUCUCUUCAAGGGCGAACUCUCGUUUUCUGGUUUUAUCGUCAGUGAUUGGGGAGCCCAGCAUUCUGGAGUGGCUAGUGCUGACGCAGGUCUUGAUAUGGCUAUGCCCAGCUCGACCUACUGGCAAAAGGCAACCUCAGUCAAGCUGUUAACAACGGCUCGCUCUCCUCCACUAGACUCGAUGACAUGGCAACUCGCAUUGUCGCAUCUUGGUACCAUCUCGCCGAGUGGCAGAAUCCCGGACAUGUAUGUCAACGCUCGCGACCCUGCUUCGAAGGUGAGCACAUUCCAGACGGCCGUUGAAGGACAUGUCCUUGUCAAGAACGUCAACAACGCUCUGCCCUUGAAGAAGCCAGGCUUCCUUUCCCUCUUUGGCUACGAUGGCAUCGCUCCCUCGAGCUACACACCUGACAAUGCGCCAUCGUUCACUCUAUCCAACUUCGGCUUCUCCCCUGUCAAUGGCAUCAAUGCCACCGAGCUCUUCAUGCUGUUCGUCAACCCUUCUUCCGUUCCUUCAAACGACCUGCCUGGUAUUGCGAUCAAUGGAACUAUGGUCACAGGAGGUGGCUCUGGUGCCGCUCAGCCUGCAUACGUUAGCGACCCCUUCAGCGCUAUCACCGAGCAAGCAAUGCAGGAUGACACCUGGCUCCAGUGGGACUUCCACAGCCAAAACCCUGUUGUUCAGAGAGGAUCAGAAGCAUGCCUUGUUUUCAUCAACGCCUUUGCUUCCGAGUCAUACGAUCGUCCUUACUUGCAAGACGAGUACUCUGAUGACCUUGUCAUGAACGUUGCAGCUCAAUGCAACAACACCAUGGUCGUUCUCCACAAUGCUGGCAUUCGUACCAUUGACGCGUGGUACUCCAACCCCAACAUCACUGCCAUUGUUUACGCCCAUCUUCCCGGCCAGGACUCAGGCAAGGCACUGGUUGAGGUUUUGUACGGAAAGCAAUCGCCCAGUGGCCGUAUGCCAUACACUGUAGCUAAAAAGCCAGCUGAUUACGGCAACCUUCUCUCGCACCUCACUCCUGACAACACCAGCAACUACUACACCCAGGACAACUUCACCGAGGGCGUUUACAUCGAUUACAAGGCCUUCAUCGCUCAGAACAUUACCCCUCGCUUCGAGUUCGGUUACGGUCUGACCUACACAACCUUCAACUACUCGUCGCUGCAAACCAAGGUGCUUAGCAACGUUAGCACCUCCGAAUAUCCUCCCAGCAACACCAUUGCUCAGGGCGGUGUCACCUCUCUCUGGGAUAUCAUUGCCACCGUCGACUGCACCAUCACCAACACUGGCUCAGUCACUGCCUCUGAAGUUGCACAACUGUACGUCAACAUCCCCGGCGGCCCAGCCAAGGUGCUUCGUGGCUUCAACAAGCAAGGCAUCCAACCAGGCAAGAGCGCCAACUUCCAUUUCGACAUCACCAGACGCGAUCUAAGUGAGUGGGAUGUCGUCAGCCAGAAAUGGCGUCUGCAACAAGGCGACUAUGCUGUUUAUGUGGGCAAGAGUGUUUUGGACAUUCAGCUCACCGGUAGCUUGAGCAUC
Messenger RNA from Aureobasidium musti, 2402 nucleotides. Lineage: Eukaryota; Fungi; Ascomycota; Dothideomycetes; Dothideales; Saccotheciaceae. The record is from the annotation of a GenBank genome assembly.